AUGCCUUCAGGUCUGCAGCCCGACGGGCAGCACUACUGCAAGCCUUGCAAACGCGGCUUCGCGGAAUGGGACUCGUACUUUGAGCACCUCAAGGCCAUGCGCGCCAAGAAGGACCCCAAGCACAUCUGCUGCAUCCACUGCGGCCAGAGAUUCAAGACCGAGAAAGCCCAGAGCCAGCACUCCCAUCCUCAGCCGCAGAGGCUAUGGUGCCCCGGUUGCAACGCCGGCCCGUUUGCGCAGCCUUCGGCUGUAAUUCGCCACAUCGAGAACGGAAAAUGCCCUCGCAUCGACUCUGACAUGCUCAACAAGAAGACCGAGGACAUGACAAAGUUCUCGCGCGACCUCGAGGCUAUGACCCAUCGACCCGUCCGCGGCAACUUUGCAAACCAUAUCAACCCGGGCAAACCCGGCUACUUCAAGGGAGACGUCUGGGCAACCGAUGACGAGGGCUCUAUUCCGGCAGCCCUAGACGCUAGAGGCGUCUGGGAAGUCGAGCAGAUUACCCGUGACGGAACUCUUCUCGUCGACAACCACAUGCAGCCCGUGUCGGGCCUCAAAGAGCUCGACAAGAUUGCUCGCGAAAGUGCCAAGCGAGUCCAGUCAUCUGCCGGAAGCGACGUUAAGGACGCCACUUCAUCUGGCUUGUGGGAGGACACCACCAACAGCCUCAUUGGGGGAAAUUCUAAGGACAAUGCCCGUUCCGCCUUGUUGGACACCACCAGCAGCCUUGCCGAUUUUCUUCAUCGCCGAGACGUUGCCUCGGAGGGCAGCAACUCUGGCUCCGCACCUCGCACCAAGGAUACUGUCAUGCCCUGGACCCUUGGAGACGCCGCGUCGUCUCAUGCAGGCACCAAGGCUCCCACCCUCUUGGGCGGAUCUGGUAUCCGGGAGUGGCUUCUCGAGUCUAAGAAGGCAACCCCUGCGGCAACUCAGCCCUCUACCAGGAUCAAUACAUGGAUCGACAGCAUCGCUAUUGAGGGCGGAGGCCCUGCAGCUACUCCGUCGGCUGCCUCUAUUGAUGAGGUAAACAGGCCGGUUGAUCAGGACGCGCCGAGCAAGCUACUCAGCGACUGGGCCAAGACGACCAGCGGAUCUGACAACCCCUCCGAGCUCGUUUCUCUGGCCGACACAAGCACCCCCAAGCUCCCUGGAAGUGUCGGAGUUGCCGACUGGUCUGUAAAGUCCGUCACACCUAGCGGCCAGACGGCUGGCACUCUUGGCACCUUAAGCGAGUCUGCAGACCAUGAAGUCUCAGCCACGGACGACACCACUGGUGUCUGGUCGGCCGACCCAAACGUUGCGUCGACUCGUUGGCCGACGGCGCAGGAGAUGGCCUCCAUUCCUGAGCGGGAUUUGAACCCGACGUAUGACGCGAAGCAUCCCCUUCAUCCGGAUCACCCUUCUUUCAAUGUCGAAAAGUUCCGGAACCUCUACGAUGGCUAUAGCUGCCCCAUGCCCUUUUGCAUAAAAGUAUUCAAGGGCGCCAGCGGAGGCAAGGCACUCAUCCGACAUCUCCGUGGCCCGAGCCACGGAAACGAGAAAAUCACCUGCCCCAGGUGCCACAAGCUUUUCAAGACCAGGGCGUCGGCUCUGGCGCAUGCGGAAGCAAUCAACAGUCGCUGCAGCACUCGCAAGUACAGUGACUAUGACGCGUACAUGGACCAACUCACGUCUGGCUUGGUCAACGUCAACCUCGACAGACACGUGGACGGAACGAAAAUCUUCAUCACGCCCGAAUCGGCCUGGGAUGAAUACGGUGGCUCCAAAGGAGCUGUCAAGGCAUCGAAGCCCCCUGCGACCCAGAAAGUGGGAUUCUGGUGA
Purpureocillium lilacinum is the source of this 1821-nucleotide messenger RNA. RefSeq lists its product as uncharacterized. The record is from RefSeq and is a predicted model, not a curated record. NCBI's taxonomy places the organism in Eukaryota, Fungi, Ascomycota, Sordariomycetes, Hypocreales, Ophiocordycipitaceae.